GUACAGACAACUGAUCCAAUCGUCUCACCACUCAAUCCCAUUGACAGCUGAACAUCACCCGACGGAUCAGCUAUGCUUAACAUACAGUCGCGUUCACUGAAUCCGGUGAAUAUACUGAAGGGCGAGGCGGAGGAGGAGAAGGCAGAGACGGCACGCCUGUCCUCAUUCAUCGGCGCCAUCGCCAUCGGAGAGCUCGUGAAGUCCACGUUAGGGCCCAAAGGGAUGGACAAGAUAUUGCUGUGUGAGGGCAGGAAUGAGGGCAGAGUGGAGGUGACCAACGAUGGGGCGACCAUUUUGAGGGCUGUGGGCGUCGACAACCCGGCGGCCAAAGUGUUGGUCGACAUCUCGAAGACACAGGACGAGGAGGUGGGAGACGGGACGACAUCCGUAGCCGUAUUGGCGGCGGAACUGCUGAAAGAGGCGGAAACCCUCGUCUCUAUGCGACUGCACCCGCAGACCAUCGUCUCGGGGUGGCGUAAGUCAGUGACGGCCGCGCGCGCAGCGCUUGAGUCGGUCGCCACCGACAACAGCGCCGACACCGAGCGCUUCCAGUCGGACCUCAUGAACAUCGCCCGCACGACGCUAUCGUCGAAAAUCCUGUCCCAACACAAGGACUUCUUC
Oppiella nova is the source of this 621-nucleotide messenger RNA. The record is from the annotation of a GenBank genome assembly. Lineage: Eukaryota; Metazoa; Arthropoda; Arachnida; Sarcoptiformes; Oppiidae.